Molecule: messenger RNA, 2478 nt
Organism: Haliotis rufescens (red abalone)
Lineage: Eukaryota; Metazoa; Mollusca; Gastropoda; Lepetellida; Haliotidae
Exons: 3
Coding region: 973-1545 (190 amino acids)
Source: RefSeq, a predicted model, not a curated record
GAAAGAGAAUAUUUUAUAUUGAAUCUGUUUUUUUACAGUUUUAUUGUAUAUACCUUUUUUAUGAUUGCAAAGAUUAUUCCUGUGGCUAUACGGCUGAAAUGUUGACGAAAUGAUGUUGUGUAACACAAUCACUAACUGAAACAGGAACGCGGCUAUUGAGAUAACCUACAACGAUAACAUCAAACCCUAUUGUAAUAACUAACCUGGCCGUCUAUGUGAGCAUUGUCAAAACCUGUCAGUUCUCGUGUGUUUGACACAUGUGCAGGGCUGUAGGUCACCAGAUCCACUUUCUUACCUCUUACGAGCUGCAUAGACUGCAAGUGACCAAACAUAACCGGGAACUAGAUGUUUUAGAAUCAAUGCAGAAACUGAUCAUUGUUUUUGAAAGGAAAGGGCAUUGUUAUACAGGAUAUAUGAAGUCUACUGGUAUAAGUAUAUUUAAGCCUCGCUUAAUUGGAUAUGUGUUAAAUGCUUCUUCAAAACCGAUGUUAAACUGUUCGUGCUUGUGAAUUGUGUUACCUUUCUUUUGCCUCACAUCAUCAAUACCCCACGGGCUUGACAGCACUGCAUUCUUCUAUAUGAAGCAAUGUCAACACACAUCGUUCUUUACUAUAAGGUAGCAAUAUAGUGUAAAGACGGAAUAUAUAAAUAUUUAAAAGCACAAAUAUAUUGGCAUACAAAUAUAUAUAACUAUAAAUAAUAAAUACACAUAUAUAUUUGUGUUAGUUUUAAGCCACACACAAACCUACAAACAUAUGAGGCUAUGACAACGCGAGCAUGUUAUUGAUUUUGCCAUGUAACCUGCCAAACAUAGCACUGACCAAAGAUAAUAGAACUUCAGGACAGAAGACGGAUCCUUGUCAGACAUUGAAGGCUUUUUUAGCAAUGGUUUUAAACUCACUAACGAGGCCGUAGAGUCAACUAAACAACUGCUAAACAAGGUAACGUCUUCUUUGGACAACCACACAGCAGAUGAGGAGUAGAGCUGACCAGACAGAAGAUCUACAAGUUACGACAUCAUCGGCUUCUUCUUUCAAAAGGAUGUUGCAGGAGUCUCACAUUGAGAAACAAUAUACGAGGACAGGCGUAGGCUUUGUACCUGCCAACCUGACCCACCUUUCCUCCGCAAUCCAGGGAGCAGGACUGAUAAGGUCAGUCACGUACUUCCCAACACAGAGGCCGGGAUAUGUACCAGGGGCUGACAGAUACAUUGCAAUCACACUGACACCUGCAGAAUUUCAAAAGGUCGCUGAUGUGGACAAGACGAUUUCCAGUGGAGAUGAAGCCAUUUCAUGUCCGCACCUUGAAUGGCACUGCAGUACAGCGAGUGACGACAUCACUGUAUCUGAUACUUUGGUAACAAAUGCAAAGCCCAAGACUCCGCCCAAAGACAUAGAAUGUCGAAAAAGGUCGUGGAGACGUCUGUUGACAUCAAGACCUUUGGUUAUCAGAGGUGGAAGCCGAGAGAUGUUUCUGGUGAAAGUCAGCUUCUCUUUGAAAAAAGGGUCACUGAGAAAAGAAGCAUGGUGUUUGAGACAGCAAUGAUUGCCAACCCCGCAGAUACUUGCUGGAACCAAUCAACUGGACUGAGUGUACGUAUCAUAGGAUGUCCAAAGCAUAAGCACCAGCUUUGUCUCUGGGUGAGGUUUGAUGGCAAACUCCUCUCUGAUAUACCUAUUGUUUGCAAUCAAAUUGGUAAGGCAGGUGCCUUACAUCUAGACACUCUACUGGGCGGUAGGAGCAGUAAGAUUUAUGUUGUUGACAUUGGCAACACUACAGUGAUUCAGUCUGUGACUGACACUGUGUGUGAAAGAACAUUCUGGGUCAUGGUGUAUCUAGAUGCAUCCCAAGAUUCAAACAUGACGUGUGAACUAAUAUCAGGUCAAAACCUUACACUAUCAGAAGGAAUGACCCAGUUGUUAUCUCUGAAGGGAAAUGACUAGACGGUGAAUAAACGCGUAAAACAUCAUCAGAGGGGAUGGUCUCCAGGACCCGACGUCCAUAGUGAAAGAAUAAAGAGUUCGUGAUCAUUCCUCCCGUACAGAUCUCAGCGACCAUUGUGUGCAUCCCAUCCUUCCUUGCUCACCCGAAAGGCUCGAACCAUAUUGUAUGUCUUAAAUUCAACUCCACUAUUUUUUAUGUCCGAUGUGGAAGGACACGUGAAGAAAAUGAUGGCGAUGUAAUUCCUUGUUUUAACUUUUCUUUAUGUUCCCGCGUUUGUGCAGGUGAACUCUUGAAUUACUUUUGCAUGUGUUUGUGACGGGUGCCACUGGUGGACCUGGAUGCUCUUACCUUACGUGUACACUUCGUAUCAUCACUAAGUGAUGGUGAUUCAUAGACACCUGCUCAUGAUAUAGUCGGAAUCGUACAACAGACUUUGCCUUUAAGCAGAGAUUUCUUUUGAUUCUGUAAAGGCUUUUGUCGCUAAAUACGCAAUGCUGAUAGUUCUUAAUAUAUCUUUACAGUACUGCUAGAUUG